Molecule: messenger RNA, 6699 nt
Organism: Bacillus rossius redtenbacheri
Lineage: Eukaryota; Metazoa; Arthropoda; Insecta; Phasmatodea; Bacillidae
Product: CD151 antigen-like
Exons: 8
Coding region: 375-1184 (269 amino acids)
Cellular component (GO): plasma membrane
Source: RefSeq, a predicted model, not a curated record
GUCUUCCCGUGUUUGACACGAGGUACGUAAGCAAGUAAACAGCAGGCAGUCGAGCAGUACUUAAUGUGUUUGUGUGUUGUUGAAGGUGGCAAGUGGAACAGUGGGAGCGGUUGUGCCGACGUUGCUGCAGUCAUUCGUGAUGCAACUCACGCGCGUCUUCGGUGUUAUCGUCGAUAUUUGAGCCUUAUUUAAUUUUAAUAGUUCGUGCCCUUGACGUUGAAUAGGUGUUCGAACGUGCAAUGACAGUAACGAAGUGACCUGUUAAUUAUAUUUUGUCGAGUGCCUGCUAGUACUUGUUCGUUAAUAGCUGUCCUGUUUGACAAGCACUGUGAACACUCCGUUUAGACCGCCGCCCUGUCUAGAGGCCCGGCGCUAUGUGCUGCGAGACGUUCGUGGCCAAGUACUGCCUGUGCAUCUUCAACUUCCUGUUCUUCCUGGCCGGCGCGGCGGCGCUGGGGGUCGGCAUAUGGAUCGCGCAGGACAAGCACUCCUUCAUCGCCGUCACGCAGAUCAUCGAGAACAAGGAGCUGCAGAUCGAGUUUGGCAAAUUCACGCAGCCAACGGUUAUUGAGCAAGCAUCGUACAUCCUUAUUGCAGCGGGAGCCUUUGUGUUCAUAGUUAGUUUCAUCGGCUACUGUGGUGCUGUAAGGGAGUCUAGGUGCCUUUUGGCCACUUACGGGGUGUUGCUGUUGCUCAUCCUCUUGUUGGAAGUAACUGCGGGCGGACUUGCAGCUGCCUACAGGAAAGAGACUGAAACGGAGACAAGAAACUUCUUGAAGAACUCCAUCAAGAAAUUCUAUUCCACAGAGAAUCCAGAUGCUGUGUCGCUGAUGUGGACAUACUUCAUGGCUCAGAUGAAGUGUUGUGGAGUGGACAGUGGCGAAGACUUCAACGAGUCUCCGUGGGGGACUUCCAAGGAGAGGAACAGCAAGAAGGUCCCGGAAGCGUGCUGCAUCCUCGUGGGCGACAUGAGCAAGUUCACGCCCAAGGACCCGCUGUGUCCCGUCAGCCCGUCCGAGUCGAACUCUUACUACUCCAAGGGAUGCUACAAGAGGAUGCACGAGUGGCUGAUGGACCACAUCAACGUCAUGAUCGGCAUCGGCAUAGGCCUGGGCUUGCUGCAGCUGCUGGGCAUCUUCUUCGCUUUCUGCCUCUGCCGGUCCAUCGACAGCUACAUCAAGUGAUGUCUGGCAGGCCGCAGGGCGGAGCCUGCGCGCAUCUAGACCGACCAGUAGAGCGACCGGAAACCUUUGCUUGUAGUGAGCGACGUAGAGAGAUGUUUAUUUCUGUGUGAACUGCAUAUUCACGCUUGCUUGUCUGAAAUCUCCUCAAGAUUUUUAAGUUUAGUAGGCCUGGAUAUGAAAAAAAUGUUUUUGUUUAAUUAGGAAAUAAUUUUGUUGUAGCUAUUUAGAACUUUUAUAAUGUUUAUUAUUAUAAUCUUUAUUAUUAUUAUUAUUAUUAUUAUUAUUUUGUAUAUGAGGCACAGGUUUAUGUUUAGGUUAAUGUCUAAAAUUGGUACAAGCUUUAAUGAUUUUAGACAGUUUUUGUUCAGAUUGUGAAUUUUUUUUUGUAGGAAAUAUAGAUUUAUAAAAUUAGUUUUAAGUGUGUUACGUGAAAACUGAUUUUAUUUUCUGUUGGCCUAUUAAAAAAAAAUUGUGCUGUUCAUGCAUUAGAAACUAUCAAUAUUAAAGUAUUACAAAUUGAACUCAUUUGUUUGGUGAUAAAACAUUUCUGGAGAGGGUGAAUAAUCUCAAAAGUGAUAGUGAAAGUUUUCGUCCGCAAGUGUAAAUUUUUGCUAAUCUCAUCUAAGACAUGUCUCGACUCCAGCUGAACAUAAACUUUUUUUAUAUUUAUAAUGUGAAAAAAUUUGGUGCUUCUGAAAAUAAUUCAAUUCCAUCUUGACUCAAAGAUUGUGAUUUCAAUAAUUGGAGAGACCAGACAGAAGUAAGUAGGUAAGAAGAAGACAGGAAUAUUUGAUACAUGCAUUAAUGUUUGUGAGUUUUGUAAGUGGCUCACUUUUUUUUAAAUACUGUUGAAUAAAAUGGGUCCUCUGUGAUACAAUUUUAAUACAAUUUUAAUGUUGAAUGUACUCAACAUACAUACUUAUUACCUGUGUAAGUUACAAUGAAGAAUUGAAUUGUUGCAGUAUUAUGUCAACUUUGGUCCUAAAUAUGCCUUCAUCUUUUGGUGUUGUAUAUUAUGGCAUUUUAGGAACUGACCCAACACUAAUAUUAUUCUUAAUGUUUUAGUGUAUUUUUUGUUAAAAGAAAAAAAGUGAUGCUUUGUUGUAUGCAAUGUCAAAAUGUACAGUUUUGUGUAUCGGAAGUGUACACCUUUGUAUGUGUCCAGGUACAUGUGUGUUUGAAUGUGGAUACAUUUUUGAGUAGUAAAUACAGGCUUAGGUUAAGGCUGAAAAGUUAAUAAGUCAUAAAAAUGUUAUAUGUGUAAUAAAAACCACUUUAAUAUUUUUUAAGGUUAAGAAAACUAAAAAAAAUCUCAUUUAUAAAUGAAUUAAUAUUUUGAAUACAAACAAAAAUGAUUAGUUUAGUUAUUAAGCUUCUGAAAUUGACAUGGAUAAUGUUUGUCAUGUAGUAGCAAAGGGAAAGAAAUGAAGAAUCAAAAGUUUAUUUUUCAUAAUGCAUGUGUCUUCAGUGUUGUUACUUCUCAGGUUCGCGAAGUUUUUGUACUACAAUUGUCUUAUUAGAAUAACUACUAAUUAUAAAGUCAUGAUAUUACUAUCAAUGCUUGCAAAAAAUUUUCCCUGUAUCGCACCAUAACAAUUUAAGAAAAAAUAUUUUUACAAUUAUUCUUUUUUUUCUUUUUCUUUAAAUAUGAAAGCUACUCAAAAAAUAUGUAGUAGUAAAUCUAGCAGAAAAGCCCCUAAAAAAAACUUUUUGGGUAAAUUGUAAAAGCUCUUUAAAUAAUUUACCAUCCCCCACCUGUGUGCUAACAAAGUUAGUACAAAUAUGUACUGAGAUACAAUGCUUUGUAAGGAGAUGUGUUAUUAAGCGACCCAACAUUUUUUCGGAUUUUUUUACGAUGUACGAAUGCUAAGUAUUUUGCGACAAUUCACAAUUGUACCCAAUGCUAAGACGACGAUUGUUCCUUGCACAUAAAAAAAAAAACCUUGGAAAAAAAAAUGUCUAUAUGAUGUUUCAGGUAGUUAGGUUUAAAUUCUGCCUAUGUUAAUUUUCUCAAACCUGUUAACUGGUGAUUUUGCAAAUGAAAGAGUUGAAAUUAAUUUUGAAAUUUAUUCUUCUCAAGUCUUAAAUUAAUGUCCGAUCCACUAUUCCACGUUGUAACGGAAAACACUCGCUCACUUUUGCAGAUUGCUUCUUAGUCAAAGUGCCUUCACGAAAGAGCUGUCCCUGGUGAGUGACCUCGUCAUCUGCCAAGUAUCGAACGAAAAAGGAACCAAGCCCCGGUUGACCCUCUGGCAACCCAGAGCCUAGGCCGCAUGUCUGGGGCAUAAUUUCUAAUCAAAACUUCCAAAAAUUGACAAAAACAAAGUCUGAAGUACGUUAACUGCGGCACAGCCCUCAGCAUCCUGACGUGAAAUUUUCCGCUGAAGUUGAUAUUUUUUUUGAGCCACCGAGCAGUGCGACCUAUUGACAUAGCUCUCAAACGUCUACUGACGAGGCUACGCAACUACGUAUCACCACGCAGGGAAGUGGCAGCUGUGCAACAUCACCGACUGAUUGUAGCACAGCUCUUGCACACAAGGACACACAUCAGUACACAAAUUACUCUACCCUUUCAUUAAGGUGUUUCUGCAAAAUAAUAAUAAUAUUUAAAAGUCUUUUCUGAUAGGCUGGCAGAAAACCUUGACGAUUUUACCUUCUCCCGUGGGAGCGAACACCUGCCUACUUUCCCAUCAUAAGACCUACCUACAGUGCUAGAAUAUGUCUGUAACGGGAAAAAAAAAUCUAGAAAAUUGGUGCUGCCAUGUUGGGCACCCGUCUCAUGUUCUUUUCCCAAAACAAUAAAUGUUCUAGAAACAUGAAAGCUUCUAAAUAAACACAAACAAUAUACAUACAUUAAUAUAUAACCAAUAUUAAAAGUAAAUAAAAUACUGAAAAGUUGGCUUACACAAACUCUGACCUUAUAAUAAAUGUGAAAAACAGAUAAAUGGCUUUUUUAAAUAAAAAUUGAAUAUCAGAAAUUAUUGCAGAAAUAUUCAUGUCAAUAAAAUACAAAUACCAAACUAGGUCACCACGACCUUGACCCUCCAUUAUCAGCUGAUUCACCUGAAUGACUAAAAAUAUUAUUUUUAAAAGAACACUUCACAAUAUUGGGGAGUGCAUGGGUUCUGCAAUACCACAAUCAAAAAUGUGGAGGAAAAAAUCUGAAAUAAUACAUUAGUCUACACUGUGAGUUCAGUAUUAUGUAUGUAUUUAUUUUAAUACAUCAUUUGUUAAAUCUUUCUCCAGUAAUAUCCAAUAGAGCAGUGUUUAUAUGAUGCAAUAUGUGUUCAUCACACAUCUUGGAAAGCAAACUUGCAAGAGAAUAUCAAGUGAAUUAUGUACUUACGAAGUCAUACAUUUUAAGAAAAACAUUUGUGUUAUUAGUUACACACACAUUAUCUUACCAUAAUUAAAAUUGUACUACUAAUCAUUGUCUAAAUUCUUGCAGCAGCUAUCGUAAUUGAAGCCCCAGUCUUGUUACCGAAAAUAAUGUAACAAUAAUAGUACAUGUUCGUCCAUACUUCAAGCCUAUCGUCAGUUUGUCAUCUUAAGCAUUAAUUAUACUACAUUUUCACUUGUAUCCUAAAACUUUUAGCAUUAGAUGCUAAAAAAAAAAAAAAAAGGGGGGGGGGGGAGGGGUUCAAUUUUUGUGUUCUCAAGCCUAUCAGUUUAAGUUCGGAAAAUAUGUUGGGCAUCUUGCAUGGUUCAUGAAUGUGGUUUUAGUGUUAUGUUAUUUGCAAUUAUUAAUGACAACUUUAAAAUUCCACAAAGGUUUAUUUUUAUUUUGUGUAUAUUGAAAGUUUUCUCCUAGGUGUUGAAUCAAUACGUAUAUGUUUAUAUGGAAUUUGUUAAAAAUUUUGUGGGUGUUUCACUACAAUAUCUCAAAUUGUCUUAAACGUACUUGCUGUUGAAACAAAGUGUCUUACAUAUUUGAAUUAAUGCUUCCAUUAUGUCUGGAAAUUGUAGUUUGUGGCAUGAAAAUAGUGGCGGGAUUAGAUCGAAUUUGACAAUGAGUGCUUUGGAAAAAAAUAUUUGUAAAAUGAUAUUUACGUUAUAUUGCCUUCUAUACUGUAAAUUGGUAGCUUAUAUGGCAGGGAAAUGUUUUGGGGGUUACUUUUAGUUUUGGAGUUGGCAAGAAUAAAUAAGACUGACUUUUUUUGUUGGCAAGUAGCUACUUUCAGCACUACACUUGCUAGUUCUUCAUUCUCAAUGUCGAAACGUAAUCCUGAAAAUAAUUAACAUAGUUGAGCUGUAAGUGUUUUUCUCUGCAUGCCUGCCUAUAAGUGAGCCAGUAGUGUCGAGUAGUUACGGUAAUGUUCGGAUGUGUUUCAGACACAGUUCUGAACUGAUGUAGUGUUCUUAAUUCUGUACCUCUGAGGUAAAGAACAUAAUGUCCAGUUUUAAGAAAUGUAGUUGGCAAGAUGUACAUGUUACAUAUUUUUCGCUCUAUAUAUUGUAAUAUAGCACUCGUCCAUUAUGUGCCAUUUUUACAGACAGUCCUCCUAAAAUAGAAAUUGUUUUACAUUAAAUAAUUAAUUGUAUUGAAAAUAACAUCAUUAUUAAGAAUAAUGUGUUAAAAUUUCAUAAAGCAAUUCCUACUACUAGCGAAGAAACCGGAAAAUAAAUAAAGUUUAAACAAAUCAAAAACCUUCUUCCUUGAAAAAUUACAAUUUUUUGACAUGUCCUAUUCCUCUAGGAUACAGAAUUAGGCACACAGUUCUCUGAAUGUGACUUUUGCUUUUAAAGGUUUUCACGUAGGCAGAAAAUAAAAAUUCUGCAUUCUGCAAAAUCUACACAUUCCCAUAAUACUACACAAAUGCUAUUUUACAGUAAAAAUAUUUAUGGGGCAGAGAAAAUUGAAGUAACUACAUAGGCUAUACUAUAAAAACAGCACACAAGUUAAUUUUGGAAUUGUAAUCUUUAGAGGUAAGACUUUAUUUAAAUGAUUGAAAUAGUUAUUUUUCAGUUUUUGGAACUUGCCAACAAUAUACUUGAUGUGGAAACCAGUCUUUCUAAUUUCAUGAAAAUAAAUAGUAUUGUGUACUCCUGAUGCAAAGUGAUUUUUAAGAAGCUAAAAAUUUUUUUGAGUGUGGUAAACGUAGCAAUAUGAUUCCAUAUUUGUAGGUUAAAAAUUUUUUUUUGGUGACAUUUAUGAGAUUGUUAGCAAGGGUUUUUCCAAGUUAUUAUUUGCAACUGGGAGUAACCUUUGUAUCAAUUUUUUUUUUAAGUUUAGUGUUACAAAUGUAUGUGUGUGUGCUGUAUUUUUGUAAUUAAAAACUGGUUUAUAUUUUUAUGCACAUUAUCUUUGUACAUAAGUAUAAUAAAGUUUUAUUCCAAAUGAAUAUUUAAGACAAACUGUUUAAAUUCUAUUUAUGGGAAAUCUCAAUUAAAAAGAGUUAAAAUUAACUUCAAUUAUUAUUUCAUUUCAGUUUGUUAGGAAUAUUAUGUAGUAUCACUAUCUGGAGAGAGAAAAAAAAGCAAAACUGUAGGUGGUCAGCCCAUGGGAAAAAAGGAA